This is a messenger RNA of Caenorhabditis angaria, 14600 nucleotides long. The record is from the annotation of a GenBank genome assembly. NCBI's taxonomy places the organism in Eukaryota, Metazoa, Nematoda, Chromadorea, Rhabditida, Rhabditidae.
AUGUCGGCUUCGUCUUCUGGAGAUAUAGGAAAAGAUAGCAAAUAUAAGGCUUAUGCCCAGGCUGUUGAUAGAGCAUUGAAGACUUUUGAGAACUCGAAUGAAUGGGCUGAUUUGAUUUCGGCGCUUGGAAAAUUAUCCAAGGUGAAUGAAUAAUCUACUAUAAUAUUUUUAUAUAAUUAUUUUGCAGGUCUUCCAAUCGAAUGCAAAAUUCGCCGCGAUUCCAAAUCGCGUAACAGUUGCAAAACGUCUUUCACAAUGUUUGCAUCCAGCACUUCCACCUGGUGUCCAUUUAAAAGCUCUCGAAACCUAUCGACAAAUCUUUGAGAUUCUCGGACCAUCAAAACUUCCCGAAGUUCUCUAUUUAUUUGCCGUUGGCUUGUUUCCUCUCAUGGAUCAUUGUCAAAUCAAAGUCAAAUCCGAACUCUUUUCAAUCUUCGAAGCAUAUUUAGUGCCCCUUGGAACAAAUCUCCGACCAGCGUUGCCUGGAUUCUUGGGAGGAGUUUUAUUAGCCCUCGAAGAAGGCACGGAGUUCUACGAUCGAAGUGUGACAUUAUUGGAUAAAGUAUGCGAGAAAGUUGGACCGCGAGCAUUUUAUGCGUGUGUUUGGCAAGCUGUUCUAGGCUCACCGCCAGUUCGACUUCCAGCAAUGAUUUAUGUGAAUGCGAAAUUUGAUCGAUCAAAAAGUUUAGAUGAUCAAAUACAUAUUGUUGGCGAUCAUGUAAAUCAUAUGAUCGCAGCUCUUUGUUCAACAGCAGAUGAUAUUGGUUCUCCACUUGUUCAACGACAUUUAUUAGACUUCCUUGUCGCUGCUUUUCCACUGGAUAGCACUUAUUUAACAAAAUCCGAUUUUGUUCAACUUCUUCGUCGAUGUUUAUUCGUCGUACUUCGCAGAGACAUGUCCCUAAAUCGCCGAUUAUAUACAUGGCUUAUAAAUCGGCCAGGCGUUUCUGGAAUCACCCUUGGAUCAGAUGCUGUUGACAUGUCAUUUUUCACUGAAAAAGUGUUGCCAAUAAUCAGCUGUGCAAUUGAUGAUUAUUUAAAUUUGGAUACAAUUGAAGUGCCGGUGAAUAAUCAAUUAUGGGGAGAAAGAAAAGAGGGAGAACAAAUACAAUUCGCUGAGGUUCGAGUUUGUCGAUUAUUAUUGUAUCUGCAAGAUCGAGCUGAUAUUGGAAAAUUAAUUCUUGACACGGUGUUCGCGAAUUUCCUCAAAAAAUCAGCUUAUUAUCACGAAUCCAAGAAAAUUGUUGAGGAAAAGCGAGAAUUUGGAGAUAGAGAAACUCUGACACUUCAAUUGAACACAAGUUCGAAUUCUGAUGGAUCUUCCGAAAGUUCUGGUGGAGAUUUAAUUAAAAAUCGAAGAAUUGACGAGCUUUCCAAAACUUUCAACAUGCUUUUGAAUUCCCUGGAAACUGGAUUUUUGUGGAAUUAUUUAGCGAAUUGGUAUGAGAAAAAGGUGGAGAAUAAAGAGGAGAUUCAUGAUAUUUCAAAAGUUGUUAGUGUUUGUUUGGAGAUGUGUAAUGUGGAAAGUGAUGCGACGAUUCGAGCAAAACAUCUGCCGAAAUUAUUAGAAUGCAUUCUUCGAGGACUUUCUAACAAGACACUUUUAUUGUCGUGUAAUCAAGAAGAUCUUCUAUCGCUUUAUUCAGUUUGUCAGAAGCUUUUGAAAAUUAUAACAUCGAAUCCACCAAGUCCAAUUGAAGGUUGGUUCUUUUUUUUUUGUUGGAAUGAAAAUAACAAAUUAACACUAAUUAACUUUUUUUAGUUGUUGAAAUGGCUGAAGAUACAUUAUCAAUGAAUCAAACAAAUGAAAUAACUGCUAUUGAGCAUGGUUAGUUUUUAUUUGAAUUUGAGUUUGACAAUAGAAUAUAUGUUUUCUAGUAGGUUUUGAUCCGGUGAUCUCAACUCCACGAUAAGUUAUGACGUGUCAAAGUUUGAACUUUAGAAAGAAAGUUUAUCAGUUUUGCAGAAAUUGUAGUGGGGUAGAAAAACACCGCGGAAAAUUCGUGAGUAAAAAUUUAUUUCUUGAGUUACGGUAACUUUUCGAUUGAAAAAAAACGUAAUUUUCAAAAAAAAUCGGCGUUCAUCUCGAAGUUGACGAAAAUAUUCGAUCGAAAAAUGAUUUUGUUGCUAAAACUUCAAUUUUAUAAAAAAAUCAAUGUUAUAUGUUGAAUGUGAUUGAUGGACAAGGAAAAUCAAUUUUAUUAAAAAAUUGAAGUUUCUAGCAGCGAAAUCAAUUUUUGAUCGAAUAUUUUCGGCAACUUUGAGAUGAAUACCGAUUUUUUGAAAAUCACGUGUUACUUUUCAAUCGAAAGUUACCGGAACUCAAGAAAUAAAUUUUUGCUAAAGAAUUUUCCCCGGUGUUUCUCUACCCCACUACAAUUUCCGCAAGAUUUUCCCAGCGGGAACUUUGAUAUACUUUCUUUGUAAGUUUCAAACUUUGCCACGUCAUAACUUAUCAGAAAGUUGAGAUCAACGUGUCGAAAACUACUAGAAACCCUAAUUUCACUAAUUUUAUUCUAAAUAAAAUCCUCCUAUAAUAAAUUUCAGAAGGAAGUCAAAUCGAUGCGUGUCUAACUCAAUGUGUUUGUGCUUUAUCAGCAAUAUUCGAAUGUUAUACCGAAGAUCGUUCACCAACUCAUCUCCCAUUAAUUGAUGCUUCAACAACACUUCUCCAUGAUUUCCUAGCUGUUCCAAUUUAUCACAUCGGAUUUGAGAAUUUUGACGAAGAACGUUUAGAAGUACCAGAAUGGCUUGAUAAUAUGCUAAAAGUGAUUGAUGGACUCGGAUGGUUGAAAGAAAUGAAAAAUGAGAAAUGUAUGGAUAUAUCAGCAAGAUCAUCAUUACUCGAAUUAUUGUGUAAAGUAUAUUCGAAAUCUGCACAAGUUCUUUCACAACAUGACGAAGCGAUUAGUCGACAAUCAAAUGAUGCAAAUGAGGAGGAUUGUAUGAUGACGGUUUUAUUGAAACCAUUAUUAACGAGGAAGGAUUUGGAAUAUUUGGAGAAGAUGAAGGUUUUCAGUGUGAGUUAAUUUACUUUUUCAUACGUAAAGCCUAUUGUUGGACAUUGACUAAACGGCAAUUUUAUGUUUUUUAGAAAGUGAAUUGAAAUAUUGGAUUUUAAUCGUAGUCAUAGGCAUAGGAUAGAAAAUAUAAAUUUUAGGAGUUUACCUUAUCGAUUUAGCGAGGAUCGACCAAAUAUUGCUAAAUCACUUAUGGAUAAGGUAAACUCUUAAAAUUUGUAUCAUUCGAAUUGUCUUAGACCUGUCUAUUUAACUUAGGAAUGCGAUUAAAAUCGAAUAUCUCAACUCACUUGCUGAAAAAACAUGAAAAGGUCAUUUAGACGAUGUCCAAAUAUAGGCCUAGCUGAAAAAUUCUGAAAAAACUGACUCUUUUUUCAGACGUGCGCAGAAGCUGUUUGGAUUGGAGUUGGAAGUAAGAAAUGUUGUAAAGAACAACAAAGAUUAUCGGAAUUAUUGAUUGAAUUGCAUUCGAGGAAACAAAAUGAGCCGAGUAGUGAUGUUGAGAAUAUUAUUGUGAAAGCUUUGACUUCAAAUGAUGAUGUGGGUUUUUUUGUAAAAUUUUCAAAAAAAAUAAAUUGGCCGAAAAUUGUCCAAAAAUCCCAUCAAAAUCCGCUGAAAAUUUGGUUUUAAAAAUUGGCAAAAACAAAAAAAAAUGGCUUUUUGUCGAAAUUUGGCCAUUUUUAGCCAAUUUCUGAUCAAUUCACAGUAUCAGCCAACGUUUGCUGAAAAUUUGGUUUAAAAAAUUGUCCAAAACAAUUUUUUGGCUGUGAAAAUCGCAUUUUUGACCAGAAACAGUCGAAAUUCGGCCAUUUUCAGCCAAUUUUUGCUGAAAAUUUGGUUUUAAAAAUUGUCAAAACAAUUUUUACCAUAAAAAUCCGCUGAAAAUCAAUGAAAACAACAACAAAAAAAAUUUUUUUUAGCUGUAAAAUUUUCAAAAAAUAAAUCCGAAUCGCAUUCUUUUUAUCGAAAUUCGGCUGAAAAUUUGGUUUAAAAAAUAGUCCAAAACAAUUUUCGACAAAAAAAACGAGUGAAAUUUUGAUUUUUUUUUUGCUAAAAAUUUGGUCAGAAAUUGGCUGAAAAUUGUCCAAAAAUCCCAGAAAUUUUGAUUUUUUUUUUUGAGAAUUUAUCAUCAAAAUCCUGAUCCCCACUAUUUUUCCAGUAUAUUUGCACUGAAGCUGCCAAAACAUUCCACCGAGUCUGGGUUUUGACACGAAAUCAACUCGAAGAAUCGCCCCGCCCAACCUAUCGAAAACCAUUCAACCGCGCUGUUAUGAUUCUUCUCGGCGUUUUGGCUGAUGAAAGUGUUUCGCGAACUCGAACCGAAUUGAAAGCCGCCUCAGCUGCAUGGUUUGCUGAUUGUGCAAAACAUAAUGAUCUACCGAGAAUUGUGCAAAUGUUAUCGACAAUGUUGAUGAAUCCGGUGACGGCGAGAAUUUCGAUUCAAUAUUUGAGACAGGAGGCGAAAUUGACACCUGAGACUUGUUCUUCGCUACCAGCGGAUAUGUCGGCUGUGACACUUUUGACAACUGAUGGAAAACAGAGAUUGUAUCAUUUGAAUGGUCCAAGUUGUAUGGAAAGGUUGGUUUUUUUUUUUUUGUUUGAUAUGAGCAAUUCUGCAAAAAUGCUAAAAGUUUAGUAUUGCUCAUAUUAAAAUUUCAAAAAUAAAUGUUUAUACUGAGCAAUAUACUCUGAGAAAAUCAAAAUUUGGUUUUUCCAGCUCCAGAAAUUUUUGAAAUACUUAUUAACCUGAGCAAUCUCACAUUUUCGUACGAAAAAAUAUAAAUUUUCCUGGCCUUUUUCGAAUUUACAACUGAUUUUUUUUGUUUAAUAUGAGCAAUGCUGUAAAAAUUUGAAAAGUUUUGCUCAUAUUAAAAAAUUCAAAAUAAAACGUUUAACCUGAGCAAUACUCCAAUUUUUAAGAAAAUUCAUUGAGAAUUGAAUUUUUUUGUAAAAAAAACAAUAAAUUUUCCGACUUCAGUUUCCCCGAAAAUGAAGAAAUAGAAAUUUUCCUGAAAAAACCCUUCAGAUUAAAGACGCAUGCUGGAAUAGGAUAGAAUUUGCAGAUCAAACUCGAUUUCUGAGAAAAAUUUGGAACGAGUUAGAUACGCAGGUUGUUCGUUGUGUGUUCCUUUAAUCUGGAAAUCCUCUUUUUUGUUGAGUUAAAAUUUUGAAUAUAUUUUAGUUCCUCAUGGAUUACCGAUGUUCGCAAUCGUCUUCUUCUCUCUUCAUCUGAUGAUAUUCAAUCGACUGAUAAUCAAAGACAUGUUAGUCCAAUUCCAGUUGUUGAUAUGCCAAAUUUCGAUGAUGAUACGGUAAUUUUUCUCUUUUCUCAAAAAUAUGUUAUUCACCACCAAAAUUCCAGGAUUCUGUUGAUACAAUGUCUUUGAAUCCCGAAUCAAUUGAUGCUGCAGUUUAUGAAACUCUUCAAUCAAUGAUUGAUCAGAUUUGUGAAGAUGAAGAAUCAGAAAACGAGGUGAAACGGUUGAAUGAAGUGAUUGCAAAUACAAAUAUUGAGCCAACCGGAACAACUUUCACCUUGGAAGAUGUACCCGGACCAGUUCAGCGGGUCAAAAAAGGACAUCGAAGACAAGAUUCACUUCAGGAGAGUAUUUUCAAUAUGACGGAUAAGGAUUUGAGUGCUUUUGAGACAUCCGAAAUUCUUCGACCAUCAGUGGAUUCGGUGAAAAAUGGAGGUGGAACUGUCUCAUCAACAUCUUCAACAAAUGGAUCAUCUGGUCCGUUAUUCGAAGAAUUGCAUAUUCAUAUGUUAUUGUAUGGUGAAAGUGGAAAAGUUGUUGAUUUGGCCAGAGCUGAAACAGCUUUUCGUAUUUUGUCGGCACUUUUGGCGCCAAGAGGAGCAUCGAAUCGAUUGUUGUUGAGUUGUUUGGUUUCGUCGGGAACUGUUGCAAAUACAAGUGCUUCGCCUGAAGAAGCAUCUUUGGUUGAAUUGAUGACACGACAUGUUCGAGCGAUUUUGGGACAGCAUUUUUGGUCGCCACCAAGUCCGGAAGAUGAUAUGAAACAUAAACAUAUUACACUUCUUGAAUUAUUGAUUACUGUAGGUUUUUUUAGUGGUUUUCGCACCCUAAAAUUGCAGAACUCAAGUUCUAACAUGAGUUAUGACGUGGCAAAAUUUAAUUUUUAAAAUUCGGGAUUUUAGAAAAGUCGAUCUCAUGAAAAUUAUUUUGAAAACUAGGAUUUUUCAAGUUCCAGAACUUUCCGGUAAUUUUUGAUGGAGAAAAUAUAGGAACAAAUAGAGAAAUUCGAAUUUUUGCUGAAAAUUAGAAUUGAAACGUACAAUUCCUGGGCGGGAAAUUUGGAAUUUCUGAAUUUUUCUUUUGAAAAUUUUUAUUGAUUUUUAGGCGAUUCAAAAGAACAAAGAACAAUUCUGAUUGUCAAAACUCCCAUAUAUUUUUCCGGAAAUUUUCUGAUUUUUGGUGAAAUUUUUGAAAAUGAGGAGUUUUAGAGAAUGUAAUUUUUGAUGAAAAAAAAAUUAUCAAAAAUUUGAAACGUAGAGUUUCGGAGAGGGAAAAAGGAAGUGAAAACUUGGUUCAAAAAUGAUUUUUAUGCUAAUUUGACACGAAAAUCAUUUUGUAGCUAGUUUUCAGCUCCGAACUUUAAAAGAUUUGAGUUCUGCAAUUUCAGACAACGGAAUAGUGAUCAGAGGGUCGAAAACUAUUGGAAAACUUUUAUUGAAAAUUCCCAAAUUGAUAUUUUUCAGAUAUCUCUACAUUAUCUUCGUUCAUAUUUUCUAAAUUCUCCAAUUUCACCAGUCUCCGAAGCUGAUCUUGCAUCCCUCUGGAAAUGUAAAAUCUCGGCUCUCGAAUUUUUGAGUGAACUAAUUCGCGAAUUAUCCGCAAUGGUAAAUGAACAAGAAUCGAAACAAUUUGUGAUAUUUGUUCAAUCGAUUUUAACACGAUCAAAACUUCAAAAAUGCCUUCUUCAUCUGCUUCUAACCGCUGUUGAUCAUGAGCCAAAUAAAGGAUCGAAAGCAGCUGGAGCUGGAGGAUCGUUGAGUAUUUCGAUCAGCGAAUUCAAUGAGGGUUUGAUUGGGAAGAAUGGUUCGAGAUUGUCGCCGUUGCUUUCGGCUUAUCAUCGAAGUCUUCUUUCAUUGACUGCGUAUGCUAUUCGACUUGAAUCGGAUAUUAAAAAUGGAUUUGCGGUUUUUAAUGAUGUGAGAUUUUUUUUGAAUCAAAAUUUGGUUGGGAUUCACAAUACCACGAUUAGAAAUUUUUGAUUCAAAAAUUUGGGCCCCAGAAAUCUUCUGAAAAAAUUUCUUUCAAAUUUGGCUUGUGGAUAAAAUUUCAUCCUGAAAAUUCAGGUUCUGAAUUUGGUACGCUUGCGUUUAAAUUCAGAACCUGAAACUUAAGAGCGGAAUUUCAUUCACUUGAAAUUUACGAAAAUUUGAAAUUUUGUAAAUUUUCGCUCUAAAAAAUGGCCCGUGCAUAAAAUUUGUUCAAGUUUUGAAUUUGGUAUAAUCUUAUUCAGAAUCUGAAAUUCCAGCCAAUUUUCAGAGCGAAAUGUAUCAAAAAUAACGAUUUUCAGGCGAUUUCAGGUUGAAAUUUUUCAGUGGCAGAUUUCUGAGCGUGAAAUGUUUCUGGCGAAUUUUUUAAAACCAAAUUUUGAUCAAAAAGUGGCCAAAUUUUCUUUGGUUUUAAAAAUUGUACAGAAACAUCAAUUUUUGAAACCGAAUUAUUUCAGAUCACAUCCGGCCGUUUAUCACUUCUCAAUCAAAAUCUCUACAAUCAAUCAUUUAGCCGCGCAUCAACUCGAGAACCCCACGCAAGCCUCGUUGAACUUCGAGCAUUUCUACUGAUUCUCCUCGGAGCUCUCAAAAAACAACCGCAAAGACACGAAAUGUGGCUGCAGUUUGUGAUUCAGAUUUUGCCGUGGAUGGAAAGGUAGGCUUGGGAAACUUCCUGGAUCAAAUAAAAAAAAUUUCAGAUCUCUUGCCACAAUUGUUUGUCGAGUUGUCGAGCAACUUUGUAAAAAUAUGGAAAUGGCAAUUAAUGUGGCUUUUGAAUCGCCGAAUACUUGUGAUGUUUCGACAAAUUCGCCGAAUGAGAAUCAAGAAGAUCCGGAAUCUUAUCCGGCGAAUUAUUUGGCUAUGGUUAGGUUUUUCUAUUAGCGAAGUUGAAAAAUGCGGCAACCGUAAAAAAAUCAGUGCGGAAUUGUAUGAAUGAAAAAAACAUUAUUUCUUCAGUCGCGUGCGGCUGUGCGUCGCGGUCGGGAAACAAUCAAUAAUUGAUUUUCACCUUUGUUUCCCGGCCGCAACGUAGAGCCGCACGCGACUGAAGAAGUAAUGUUUUUUAAAUUCAUUCAAUUCUGCACUGGUUUAUUUUUUACGGAAGCCAUAUUUUUUGAAUAAUUAGAAAGAUUGAGAAAUCUUCUAUGCAAACCAGAGUUUUUUUUUCUGAAAAAUCAUCAAUUUUCAGACUCUCGAAUCGCUCACAACAUUGGUUCACUUCUGUGUAAUCGAUAAUGUGACAGCAGCCACAACUUCCAAUCUGAGCAAUGUUGUUACAACUCCAGUUAGCACAUCAACAUCUAGUAUGGUUGGACAUGUAAGCUUUUCUUUUUUUUCUUCAAAUAAAAAACUCAAAAAUCAAACAUUCCAGGCGAUGUCCGUGAUUCCGGGAUCAAAAGUGGCGACUGAACUAUUCUCACAACUUGGAAAAGUUUUUUCGAUGAGUGGGGAUAAUGUGAGCAUGGUUUUUUUUUUCAACGUUUUUCAUAUAACCCGAUAUUUUUAGACUGUUGGAAUCACGAAAUUGGAUAAUUCUCGACAACAUGGAAAUGGAUGGAGACAGGCGCAAUCUGAUAUGCUUAGCUCGCUUCCGCACUCAUUGGCGACUGUUUGUAAUGUUUGGUCGCUUGUCAAAACGCAACAAACACCCAUUUUACCGAUUGGAACGACUACGGUACGAUUUUUUGCGAGUUCCUUAAAUUAUACCGGAAAGAUGAAACUCGGAAAACGAAAAAUUUCCGGAUUUUUUUAACUAGAAAAUUCAGAAAAUUAAAACAUCUUAUAUUUUUGAAUUUCAUCGUUUUACAAUUAAGAAAAUUGAGUGAUUCUCAAGAUAUUACAAUUAAAAAUCACAUUCCGGAUUUUCCGACCACACUUUCCGGAAAUUUUCCGGCACAGGGCUGUUCCUCAUUUUUUUUAAAUCUCAUCCCCCGAAUAUUUUAGCAACUUCGUCGACUUGUUCUUCAACUCUUAUCCCCAAUCGCUCAAAAUCAUGAACAUGCCUUUUUAUCAUCAUUGGCUUUAGUUUGGCUAACUCGAUCGAAUGUCAAACCAAGUGCAUUACGAAAAUAUGAUCCAGACAAGGCGACUUUCGAAUAUUCGCCAGCUCAACUCGAUAUAUCAAAUCUUCUCCUGAGUUUGAAAGUGAUUCCGAUUGAAGAAUUGAUCUCAUCAGUUAAUUCGACACUUCGAGAAGCGCUUUUCAAAGCGAACAAAGUUGGAAUAACGAUUGAUAAGGCGAAUUUUCCCACAGAAGAGCCGCUUUUGGAAUUGGUGCAUUCUUGUAUUUCGGCUGUUCCUCAAAAUCAACUUCGAAUGUGUUGGACAAGUCUUCUUUGUUUAUUCUCAGAAGCUCCGCUCUCUUCAUUAAGUCCACGAGCUGUAUUCCUUUUAUUUGUGUGAGUAUGGAUUUUCAAGCAGGGGGGGGAUUCAAUUUGAAAAAAAAAAUUUCGAUUCGGCAAAUGUCAAAAAACUAUAUUUUUUCCUAUUUUUCGACAUUUUUUUUAAUUUUUGUGUGGAAAAAUGUCGAAAAAUAGGAAAAAAUAUAGUUUUUUGACAUUUCAUAAAUAAAAAGUAUGCAUCUGAUUGGACUACAGAAAGAAGAAUUGCAGUCUGCAAUUUGCAGAAAAAUUUGAACAAUUUUGAAACGUAAAAUUUCCUUUUUGUUACACAUUAUUUUUUUUGAUGUUACAUCAAUGAUAAUUUUUGUCUCAAAAAAAACUGAAAAACAAGCUGCCUUUUUGAAUACAAAUAGAAUGAAUUCUGUUGUUUAUGGGGCUAUUCAAGGAAAAAAAAUCAUGUUUUCUGAGCGUUAAGAAAACGGGAGAAAAACGAAGAAAACCUAUUCAGGUCGGUUAAGAAAACAUAAAAAUCAAACACGUUCAACACACAAAUUGCGACGAGACCCAACGAAAAACAACAUGUUCCUUUGACCUUUUGCAUUACUGUAUAUUGGUCCCGUUGCGAAAUUCUACAGUAUCUUAAAGGGGGAUGUUGUUUUUCGUUGGGUCUCGUCGCAAUUCGUGUGUUGAAGGUCUUUUAUUUUUAUGUUUUCUUAACCGACUUGAAUAGGUUUUCUUCGAUUUUCUCCCGUUUUCUAAACGUUGAGAAAACAUAAUUUUUUUCCUUGAAUAGCCACAUGAAUCGAAUUUUUUUGUAUUUAAAAAAAAUAUUUUUAUUAUUUUUUUUUUCGCAGAAUAUUGAGUGAUUUCGUAAAAGCAGUCGGUGGCCCAUAUAUCGUCGAAGAUAAAACAAUGUAUCGAAAUGUUCAAGAUGUUUGCUCAAAAUUGGCUGAAAGUGUCAACUCAAUUGUUGGCUGGCAAUUGGAAACAACAACGUGGCUCAAAAGAACUUUGGUUGUGAAACAGGAUCAUGCAUCAACUUGUAAUUCAGAUUUGUUUUUUUAUUUCGAAAAAUAAGUUAUUUUUUCAGUAACAAUUCGAUCUGUUGAUCAAAGUCCGAUUGUUGAAAAUGUCGCUUGUAACGUGUCAAUUACAUCGAAUCAAUCAGUUUCUGCUGAACUGCAAAAUCAACAAAAUCAAUUGCAAUCGAAUCGAAAUUCUACACUAUCUUUGAUGAAGUGAGUGUUGGAAAAUUUUUAUUAAAAAGAUUUCCGAAAUGUUAGAAACUCACGUGGAAAAUCACAAUUUUGUUCUUUGAGAGUUGGCUCACAAAGCUUUUUUAGUUGGAAAAUUAUAAUUUUGAACAAACUUCUGAAAUAUGAUGAAAAUUGGAGUUUCUGUUGAAUUUUGACGCUAACAUGAGCAAUAAUGCUACAAAGCUGAAUUAUUGCUCAUGUUAGCCUCAAAAUUCAACAAUUCUCAACAAAAACUCCAAUUUUUAAUCAAAAUUCAGAAGUUAAGGCUUAAAAUGACCGAAAUUUUCAGAUAAAUCCAAAUUUCGGGAUAAAAUUGACCUGAAAUCAAAUUUUCUGAACAAAAAAGGUUCCACGAUUUUCACUAUUUCAAAAUUACAUAAUUUCAAAUUAUAAUUUUCCAACUAAAAAAGCUUUGUGAGCCAGAAAACUGCAAUUUUUCGGUCGACAAUUUUUAAAGUGAUUUUUCACUAAAAAAAAUCCGAAUUUCGGCAUAAAAUUGGCCAGAAAUCAAAUUUUCAGAACAAAAAAGGUAUCACGAUUUUUAUUGUUUCAAAAUUGUAAUUUUAAUUUUUUUUUUGAAUCUCUAAAAAGCUAGGAAAAUCCUAUGAGCUGUAAAGUUUCUGGUACAAUUUUUUAUCGAAUAAAAAAUUCCAUUUUUUCUCAAAAAUUCAUUAUUUUUGCAGACCCUCUUCCCUUGAUACGAUCUCAACUUCUUCCACAUUAACCACAUCACAACAAGACAAAAAAUCGGCGUCAAAUUUGCGAGCAUCGAUAAAAGACACAAAUAACAACAAACGAGAUCCAGCUCAUAGUACACAAGCUCUUUUCUUGUUAUCCGAAAGAUUGACCGAUUUACUAGACUCGGUUAGUAAAAGCGACGAGAAAGACAAAGUUUUGCCGAUUUUGAAUGCGGUUUGGGCAAAUGUUGUGCCGUAUUUGAAAGCGAAAAAGUGAGUUGAUUUUUUAAGAAAAAUAAUAAUUUAAAUCUGGAUUUUCAGCGCUAGAAAUGCUCGAUUUUUCCUCGCAUCAUCUCAAUUAUUGGCAAGUAUGAGCUCUUAUAGUUAUAUGAGACCUGUUUGGAAAAAGACAACACUUGAUCUACUUCUUGAUUCAUGUAAGCCAUUAUACUUCGCUCAAAUUUUAGAUUUUGAAAUUUUCCAGCAUUUUUCAAAAUGGAUCAUCAAGCUUUGAAACAGUGGCUUAUUGUGACUGAUCAUUUGAUGACACAUGAUAGAACAUCGUUCAAGGAGCUUUUGAGUGGGUUUUCUGGGGGAAUUUAACAGGCAUGUGCCGGGAAUUUUCCGGAAAAUGCGCUCGGAAAAUGAUCUUUGGUAGUAAUAUUUAUUGCCUAAAUUUUGGGAAAUUUUCUCAGUUUAUGAUAGAAAAAAUGAAAUUUUUAGAUUUUUUGAACGUAAAACGUCUCAAAUAGUUGGAUAAAAAUAAGGUUUAGUGCCAACUUUAGGCUGAAAAUCGAAUUUUCAGAACUUGAAAAAAUUUCCGGUUCAAAAAAUCCGGAAAUUUUCCGGCACAGGCCUGGAAUUUAUGGUUUCUAGUGGUUUUCGACCAGCUGAUCAAGAUUCCGCCGUUUAAAAUUGCAAAACUCAACUCCUAAUAUGAGUUAUGACGUGGCGAGCUAAGUAGCUUCAAAAAUGAUCGCGAAUCUAAUAGAAUAGGAUUGUUCAGCGAUGACACACAUCAUACAUGGCACUUCUCCUAAAACUGUGAGGGGGAGAUCAUGACAUUUGGAAAAAAUUUUAGAGGGGGGAUCAUUUUGGAAAUUUUGAAUUCACGCCCGAAUCAAAAUUUUGAUUUGGGCGGGAAAGAAUUAUUGAAAAAAAAAUUUUUUUUUGGAAAUUUUUUUUCAAAAAUUUUACGCCCGCAUCAAAAAACUCCCCCUCCCCUUUCUUGGAUAUUUUUCAUUUGUUCACCAUUUAUCUUUUGGAAAUUUUUAACAAAAACAAUUGAGGGGGAUCAUGAAAUUUCAAAAUUUUGGGUUGGGGGGGAGAUCAUUACAUGCGGGGUCUGCUAGGCGAAGAUGCCAUGUAUGACACACAGGCUGGAUACUUGCCAAAAGUUUCAAAAAAAUUGUCCGAAACCUACAAUUUUCGGACCGGUGUUUAACUCGAAAACUGGUUCUGACCUUUCUGUUUCUGAGCAAAAACUGUUCUGUUUCUCAGCAAAAACUGUGUUUUCUGUUUCUGAGCAAAAACCGGUCCAAAACUUGUAGCUUUGGACAGUUUUUUUUAAACUUUUGGCAAGUUGUUAUCGAUCUUCCUGAACCACGCUAUGAUAUUAGAUUUGCAAUCAUUUUUGAAUCUAGUUAGCUCGCCACGUCACAACUCAUAUUAGGAGUGCAAUUUUAGACAUCAAAACUAUUUUGAAAUAAAAAUUAAAAAAAAAUCAAAUUUUUACAGAAAGUAUAUCAUAUUCUCCAAACACAUCAUUCAGUAUAAUGUCUUCGAAAGAACAAGAAUACGAAGCGAGAGCACAGUCUUUGAAAAGAUUAACAUUUGUUGUAUUUGGUUCACAAAUUGAUCAAUAUGAUGGACAUAUGAAAGAUAUACAAGAAAGAUUAUCGGAUAAUUUGCGAGUUUCACAAAGUCCUGUCAUUCGAACUGCUGUUUUCCUAUGUAUUCGAGUUUUAUUGAUUCGUUUGCGACCACAAAGUUUGAUUGGAGUUUGGCCGAUAAUGGUGACUGAAUUGGUUUACGCGUUAUCCCAACUCGAACAACAACUCGGAGGCGGAAGUGAAGAAAUAUCGAGUUCGAAAGAUGAUCAAUGGAUGCAAUUAUAUUUGGCGGCUUGUAAAAUGCUUGAAACGCUUUGUACUUUGCCAGCUGGAUAUUUAUCACAUUUUCAAAUGUUUCAUUGGGCAUUUGUUACUUGUGUAUCAAAUGAUAAAAGUGAUUUGUUCAAACCGUUUGCGGAACGAAUUAAUGAGUUAUUGAUUAAGAAGGUUUGUAUUAGGGCUGAUUCACGAAAGAAAAAUAAUGUUUAAAAAUUUUUUUUAACAUUGAAAGAUCAAUUCACGAAAAGUCGAAAAAACAUUGUAGGUCAAAAUUAGUUUUUCAGCCAAAAAUGAUGACAAAUCGAGAUUUUUGAAGCUUCUGGAGUAAUUUAUGAUGAAAAUCGACCUUGGAAUUCACUUUCCAGAAAGUUUUGCUGAUUUUUCGUGAAAUAAAAAAAUAUUUAAAUUUUGAUGAAUUUCGAAAAAUCAGCAAAAACUUCUGAAAAGUGACUUCCAAGGUCAAUUUUAAUCAGAAAUUACUCCAGAAGCUUAAAAAAUAGCGAUUUGUCAUCAUUUUUUCUGAAAAAUUCGAAAAACUAAUUUUGACCUACAAUGUUUUUUCGACAUUUUUUGGCUUUUCGUUAAUUGAUCUUUCAAUGUUAAAAAAAUAUUUUAAAACAUUUUUUUCGUUCGUUAAUCAGCCCUAUUUAAAAAUGUGAUUAUUUAUUUUCAUCUUUUUCAUUAUUUUUUUUAUAGUAUGGUGAAUUGAAUUCUGGAACAAUGAAUGGACAAACAGCCUCCCUGGGAAGUAUCAAACUUUUAACAUCUUUCGAAGAACUUCGCCCAUUCUUCUACACAUUGGCGAAUUUGAAUAAAUCGCUGCCUGGCGGAUCAACGAACAUUUUACGAGAUUCAAACGCGCUCACUGGUACUAUGACAUACAAAAAUGCUGUCUCUCGACUCGAGAAUUCUCUUUAUGUCGAUUUUUCGGAACAUUUGCAACUUUAA